Molecule: messenger RNA, 2963 nt
Organism: Odobenus rosmarus divergens (Pacific walrus)
Lineage: Eukaryota; Metazoa; Chordata; Mammalia; Carnivora; Odobenidae
Gene: FLRT1
Product: fibronectin leucine rich transmembrane protein 1
Exons: 1
Coding region: 50-2074 (674 amino acids)
Molecular function (GO): protein binding
Source: RefSeq, a predicted model, not a curated record
GUGUUGAGGCUCCAAAUCAGGCGGGGCCCGGCGCCCCCAGCCAUCCACCAUGGUGGUGGCACACCCCACUGCCGCCGCCACCACCACACCUGCUGCCACCGUCACGGCCACCGUCGUGAUGACCACGGCCACCAUGGACCUGCGGGACUGGCUUUUCCUCUGCUACGGGCUCAUCGCCUUCCUGACAGAGGUCAUCGACAGCACCACCUGUCCCUCGGUAUGCCGCUGUGACAACAGCUUCAUCUACUGCAACGACCGGGGACUCACCUCCAUCCCCGCUGACAUCCCUGACGACGCCACCACCCUCUACCUGCAGAACAACCGGAUCAACAACGCCGGCAUCCCCCAGGACCUCAAGACCAAGGUCAACGUGCAGGUCAUCUACCUGUACGAGAACGACCUGGAUGAGUUCCCGGUCAACCUGCCCCGCUCCCUGCGGGAGCUCCACCUGCAGGACAACAAUGUGCGCACCAUCGCCAGGGACUCGCUGGCCCGCAUCCCGCUGCUGGAGAAGCUGCACCUGGACGACAACUCUGUGUCCACCGUCAGCAUCGAGGAGGACGCCUUUGCCGACAGCAAGCAGCUCAAGCUGCUCUUCCUGAGCCGGAACCACCUGAGCAGCAUCCCCUCGGGGCUGCCCCGCACGCUGGAGGAGCUGCGGCUGGAUGACAACCGCAUCUCCACCAUCCCGCUGCACGCCUUCAAGGGCCUCAACAGCCUCCGCCGCCUCGUGCUCGACGGCAACCUGCUAGCCAACCAGCGCAUCGCCGACGACACGUUCAGCCGCCUGCAGAACCUCACUGAGCUCUCGCUGGUGCGCAACUCCCUGGCUGCCCCGCCCCUCAACCUGCCCAGCGCCCACCUGCAGAAGCUGUACCUGCAGGACAACGCCAUCAGCCACAUCCCCUACAACACGCUGGCCAAGAUGCGUGAACUGGAGCGCCUGGACCUGUCCAACAACAACCUCACCACGCUGCCCCGCGGUCUGUUCGACGACCUGGAGAACCUGGCCCAGCUCCUGCUGCGCAACAACCCCUGGUUCUGCGGCUGUAACCUUAUGUGGCUGCGCGACUGGGUGAAGGCGCGGGCGGCCGUGGUCAAUGUGCGGGGCCUCAUGUGCCAGGGUCCCGAGAAGGUCCGGGGCAUGGCCAUCAAGGACAUCACCAGCGAGAUGGACGAGUGCUUUGAGACGGGCUCACAGGGAGGCGCGUCCGACGCUGCUGCCAAGACCACGGCCAGCAACCACGCCUCUGCCACCACACCCCAGGGCUCACUCUUCACCCUCAAGGCCAAGAGGCCGGGGCUGCGCCUCCCCGACUCCAGCCUCGACUACCCCAUGGCCACGGGCGAUGGCGCCAAGACCCUGGUCAUCCACGUGAAGCCCCUGACGGCGGACUCGAUCCGCAUCACAUGGAAGGCCACGCUCCCCGCCUCCUCUUUCCGGCUCAGCUGGCUACGCCUGGGCCACAGCCCAGCCGUGGGCUCCAUCACGGAGACACUGGUGCAGGGGGACAAGACGGAGUACCUGCUGACGGCUUUGGAGCCCAAGUCCACCUAUAUCAUCUGCAUGGUCACCAUGGAGACUGGCAACACUUACGUGGCCGACGAGACGCCUGUGUGCGCCAAGGCCGAGACGGCAGACAGCUAUGGCCCCACCACCACGCUUAACCAGGAGCAGAACGCAGACCCCAUGGGGGGCCUGCCCCUGGCGGGCAUCAUCGGUGGUGCCGUGGCCCUCGUCUUCCUCUUCCUGGUCCUGGGGGCCAUCUGCUGGUACGUGCACCGGGCCGGUGAGCUGCUGACCCGGGACCGGGCCUACAAUCGGGGCAAUCGGAAAAAGGACGACUACAUGGAGUCCGGGACCAAGAAGGAUAACUCCAUCCUGGAAAUCCGAGGCCCUGGGCUGCAAAUGUUGCCCAUCAACCCUUACCACGCCAAAGAGGAGUACGUGGUCCACACCAUCUUCCCCUCCAAUGGCAGCAGCCUCUGUAAGGGCACGCACACCAUCGGUUACGGCACCACACGGGGCUACCGGGAUGGUGGCAUCCCUGACAUAGACUACACCUACACAUGAUACCAGCCACACGGGCCGCCUCCGCCCCAGCUCCCGCCGCCCCCCCUGGCCUGGCGACAACGUGGCUCUGCCCAGCCUGCUGCCAUCCCAUAGAGCAAGGAGAAGGAAUUCCACGAUGACUUUCCCAGCAGAAAGCAAAGUUUGGGAACGGUUGACGAUUUUAUAGAACACAACAGUGGAAAAAAAGAUUUUUUUUUUUUAAAGAAUAGAAAAUAGGAGGGGGAUUUGACGUUGCUGAAGACAUAAUUUAUACCAAAUUAUGCCAGUUGGGAAAGGAAGGACUAAAAAUAAUAUUGCAGGAAGGGUUGGGUCAGGGUUGUUGUUUUUUUUUUUUUUCCUGAACUGGAAAGAUACUACCUGUCUGUGUGCGCCUCACGCUCUGUUCAAGGCCGUCACAAAAGAACCGUCAGAGAGAACAGCCAACACGCGAAGCCCCCACGCAGCUCUUGCUGCCGGCUCCUCGCUAGUGACAACGACAUGAUGGAAGGUUUUCAGGCUCUUCACAAAGGAGAAGGGGAAGAAAAGAUCUUUUUGCUAUGGAGAAACUGUCCUGAAACCUCUUGCCUGGUUCUUUCCGUAACAUUUCCCUUACAGAUUUGCAGAAAGAGCACGUCUUUCACUGCAUUCUUUGAACAAUGGUGUAGUCAAUUAAAAAGCAAACUUUCUUUUUCCUAUACCGAAACCCUCUCCGGUUCCGUGCACCGCGCUCCAUGGAAGCCCCCUGGGGGAGCUGUGGUUUCCCAGCCAAGCGGAGGUGCAUCUAUCUACCUGUCGAUCUCUGUGUCGUGUCUCUCAAUACAGAUGGGUAGAUAGAGCCUCAUAUCCGGUCCUUACUACUUCUUGGGUCAGUUCGUACAAUUUCCUGAGACAAUAGAGUCACGAAAAUGUU